AUGCUAAUCACUCGCCGGCAAGUGGCGCCGCGCCUGCUGGUGGGUCUCAUCCUGCGCCUGCUGGUCGGCGAUGCACUGGCGCUGAGCGGCGCGAGCACGCCCCCCCCGGGCAACGCCUUCCUGCUCUCGUUCGGCGCGAAUACUGGCGCCAUUCGGACGCUCAUCGGCGGGGCGCCCGUGACGGGGUCGCUCAAGCCGCGGGAGACCUACGCCCUCGAGUUUGCCGUGCAAGAGGUCAACGGCGUCAUUCCGGACGUGGCGCUGGCGGUGGAGGCGGUCGACGGCUCGGGCGACGUGGAUUUGAGGUGCAAGCCGCUGGGGAGACCGGAGGAAGGGGACGGAGGGGGCCAGAGGGGCGGCUGGGCGUCCAAUCACACCUCCGGGCGGGACUACAUUUUCAUCUCGUCGGCGCGGCGCGACUUUUCUGUGUUGAGCAUAACGGUGGGCGGCGGGGCCAGGACGGUGCGGGGCGCGGCGUUCUCAUGCUCAGUGGUUGCCCCCCAUGUUGCAGAGGCAGAAGACGGCACGAUCAAGUUUGAGCUGUCGAUGGUUGUGGACUACACGCCGCGCAGGCUUGUGGCGGACGAACGACAAGCGCUAUCAUCCAUUUUUGACAAGUGUUGCAGAUCUGUAGUAGAUUGUACCCCUUGGCGACGAUGGCAGGGAGACUUGUGCCAUUUAGACGACAACGUGUGCGAUGGCGAUGGUCGCCUCCUGCGACUCAGCAUGCCUGGCUAUGGGCUCAGGUGCGAUUUCCCAAGCCAGGAGAUAUCCAACCUCUCUAGGUUGGAAAAGCUAGAGCUAGGGUGGAAUGCCAUUCGGGGUGACAUUCAUAAGAUCGUCAAAGAGCUGACGUCCGCCCCAGCCAUCGAGCACCUGGGGUUGUCGAAUAAUGCCAUCAUGAGCGCCCGCAGGGUGGGCGCAGCAGACCUGAUGGAAGCAUGCUCAACCCUGAGGACAGGCAACCUGUCCUUCUUGGACCUUCGGGACAACAAAAUAGAGGAUAUUCUUUCUCCGUGCAUGUUCUCUCCGGACAGCAUGCUGGCUGUGCUGCACGUCGAUGGCAACCCACUCAAUGGGACACAUCUGCCAGACACCUUUUCCUCGCAGUCCAAGAUACGAGUGCUGACUGCCUCCAAGGCCGGCAUCAGUGGCAGCAUUCCGAAUUCAGUAGCAGAUGCACAUCUGCGUUGCCUGGACCUCUCAGUGAACAACAUUGAUGGCAACAUCCCCGAGGCGCUCGGUGGGUCCCCCGUGCUGGAAUGGGUGAACCUUGGGAGAAACAAGCUACAGGGCGCGGUGCCGGCCGCCCUCGCAACGUCCAAGACUCUCAGGGUGCUCUGGCUCCACCGGAACACCCUCUCGGCACUCCCCCAGGAAUGGAUCGACGGCCCGGAGGCGUCCAAGGCGCUCAUGGACGUCAUACUGGCUCGGAAUCAGAUCCAGGGGCCCUUUCCCCUGGCCCUGGCGCAGGCAAGCAGCCUGUUGCGGCUGCACAUCGGGAGGAAUUUCAUGGGCGGCCGGUUGCCCGAGGAGGAGGGGCUCUUUCCGCGGGCAGCUUAUGUGGACGUGUCCAAGAACGUGUUCGUGGGCCAGUUCCCUUACAAGUGGGGCACCAUUGGCAUGUUCGCCGGUUUAAAUGGCACCGGGGCCAGGCUGGCGUGGGUGAACAAGGCCAACAACGAGACCCUGGUGCCCGUACUGGACUUCUCGGACAACGGCAUAUCCGGGGUGGUGAACAGGUACCUGGUGGUGGCCCACGACGGUGGCCACGCCGUGGUGUACUUGGACGGCAACAAGGACAUGCUGUGCUCCCACAUCACGGGCGUGCCGUGCGACAAGUACUUCAACUCCGGCGUGAAUUUGCUGGGGCAGGCCGCGGAGAUGGUCCCGGAGCGCCUGGACCUCAUGUACUACGCCACCACCAUGGCCGACCAGCCGGAUUCCGCGCCCGCGGGGGCCGUCGGCGGCCAGCCCCGCGCCGGCGGCGGCGCCACGUCCACCGGCAACGUGAGCCUGGCGAUCGCGCUGGUGGCCUCCACUGCCAUGGUCCUCUCUGUGGCCGCCGGGCUGCUGUUUUGGCGGAUCAAGUCCAGGCGCGCCAGUGCCGACGGCGGCGGCUGGAAGGUCUCCAGCGCGCGCUCCACCAAGGACAGCCCCACGCCGCGGGCCACCCCCAGGUUGACGCCCAGGCAGAUCGAGGAGUGGCCCAUACCCAAGAUCCCCGGCGACAUGUCCUCCUCCUCCUUCAGCAACGCGCCCUCCGUGCUGAGCGGCCGCCAGUCCAUGACCGGCCAGGCGGCGUCCCCCGCCCUAACCAGCACGGGCUCCCUGCCCGGCUCCCGGGCCGGCGGCGUGGUGCCCCCCCUCCGCGGGGUGCCCACCGCGUCCCCCGGCCUCCCCCCGCUGCGCCUGCCCCAGGGAUCCCCCUUCUUCAUGCCGGCCGAUGGCGCGGACAACGCGGAGGAGUGGACGCCGAUCGACAUCGGCCUGUCGCCCGUCAGCCGCGGCACAUCUCCCGCCGGCUCGUCCAGCAGCGACGAAAGCGUCGUCCCCCCUCUCAGCGAUCGACCCGGCGUCGGGCGCCACUCCAUCGCCAGCUCUGCCGCAUUGGCGCAGCCGCUCUCCGGGCGCAGCGCAGCUUCCUGGAACGGCGAGGGCGCGAGGGGAUCAUCGUCGUCGACGAACGGCAAGGCAUCCGUGGGAAAGUCGUCGACCGGGUCGAAGAGGAGCGCCGUGGGGUCGCCGUCCUUUCAGUCGUGGCUCAGGUGGGGCGCCAUGGCCAUGGCCGACAGCCAGAUGUCCUGGUUCAUGGGGACGCCAAGGUCGGAGAACGGGCCGGGGUCGCCUGACAAGCCGGACUCGCCUCGCGACGGGCUCAAGUCCAUGUGA
Molecule: messenger RNA, 2892 nt
Organism: Ostreobium quekettii
Lineage: Eukaryota; Viridiplantae; Chlorophyta; Ulvophyceae; Bryopsidales; Ostreobiaceae
Source: the annotation of a GenBank genome assembly